Messenger RNA from Malania oleifera, 2914 nucleotides. Its product is annotated as G-type lectin S-receptor-like serine/threonine-protein kinase At4g03230. The transcript has 7 exons. Gene Ontology annotation, molecular function: ATP binding; protein serine/threonine kinase activity. Lineage: Eukaryota; Viridiplantae; Streptophyta; Magnoliopsida; Santalales; Ximeniaceae. The coding region runs from base 249 to 2759 and encodes 836 amino acids. The record is from RefSeq and is a predicted model, not a curated record. Gene Ontology annotation, biological process: recognition of pollen; protein phosphorylation.
GACUUGUCUUAUCAUUUUAAUUUUUUAGAGCAGUUGAAAAUCCCACAAAAUUUUAUUCCGGCUGCUGGGUUUUAUUUUUUAGUCUUUUCCCCUCUCUUCUAACCAAUACAUUCAUCCAUAUUCUCAUACCAGCUUUAACCAGAAAGUCUUGGAUGGUGCAUCCAAACACCAGAACCUGUUUUGUUUUUUUAAUUUUGAAAGAUUGAGAAACCACCGCCACAGAGCGAGGUAGGGAAAUUCUUCUUAUCAUGAUGAUGCUGUUCACCUUGUGCAUGUUCUUCAUCUGUUCGUCUCUUUUCUACUGCUGUGCUAGAGAUACCAUAACACCAGAUGAACCGAUACGCGACGGAGAGACACUUGUUUCAGCCAGCAAAAAAUUUGAACUCGGAUUUUUCACUCCUCCAGGAAAUUCCAAUAACAGCCGAUAUGUGGGCAUAUGGUAUUACGGGUCGAAUCCCCGUAUAGUAGUAUGGGUUGCCAACAGAGACAAACCGCUUUCUGAUACCUCUGGAGUUUUAAAAGUGACAGAUGGGAAUCUCAAACUACUGGAUGGAAAUGGAGACCAACAAUAUUCUGCAGUGCUUGAAAAUACAUCGCCGCGCUUGCAGAUAAAGGCGGCGAAGCUCGCGGAUGAUGGGAACCUGGUUCUGAUUGAAAAGGCUGCUAACUUCACUUUCUGGGAGAGUUUUAAACAUCCAACAGACACGUUUCUUCCCGGCAUGACAAUGGUUGAGCAACUGACAUUGGUUUCAUGGAAAAGUGAGAGUAACCCCGGGACAGGAAUCUACAGUUUCCAGCAAGAUCCAGAGUCGAAACAUUAUAUGAUCUCCAAAGAUUCGAUUUCGUUUUGGAAAAGUGGGGGCGGAUUUAAUAAGAAUGAUGAAGUGUUGGAUGUAAUGCUUGACCUUCAAUCAUCAAAUAAAAGUAUAUCAGGCGUUAGACUGGUGAUGGACUCGUCAGGGAAACUGCAAUAUCUAACACGUAAUCCUGAUGAGCGGCCUGUGAUUUGGUCAGAACCAAGAGACCCAUGCAGCGUGCUAAAACCUUGCGGGAAGUUUGGUAUCUGCAAUGCUAGCAAUGAGUUUAUGUGCAAUUGUUCGUUGGGGUUCAAGCCGGCGCAGCCAGAGACUUGGAAUUCUGGAGACUUUACAGAUGGUUGUACAAGAAACUUGGAGUUAUGCCUCGAAAAUGGUAAGGCUAAUAAAUACGAGUUCUUCAGCUUGACCAUAAUAAAAUAUCGAAAUCCAGAGAACGGGAUUCGGGUUAGCAGUGAGAAUAAAUGUAAAGAGGAGUGCCAGGAUUGUAACUGCAUUGCUUAUUCAUACGAUGGCGACUACUUCGCUCCGCAAGAAAACACAGGGGAUGAUUGGAACUGCCAGAUUUGGAAUCCAAAUCAAGAUCUUCGAUUUGUGGUUCCCGGGCCCCUUGAUGGCAAGACCAUCCAACUUUUCCUCAAAAUUGCCGUAGAUUCUCAUGACAGAGAAACAAGUGGGUCUCAAGGAAAAAGGACAUCAUUUCCCCGGACUGUUGUAAUUUCUUGUACAAUACUUUUAGCUGCUUUGGUUGCUUUAGCAUGCACUAUUGUUUAUAUGUCUUAUCUUCGGAGAAGAUCAGAGAUGACCGCGAUACAUGAAACAAGAGGAAGAGUUCUUGGAAAUCCUGCACGCUUUUAUGAUAGUGAGAGGCAUGUUAGAGGCUUAAUAGACCUUAGCCAGUUCAGAGAAGAUGAAAAGAAUGACAUAGAUGUCCCAUUUUUUGAUUUUGAGAGCAUACUACAUGCAACUGAUUACUUUUCGAAUGAAAACAAACUUGGACAAGGGGGUUUUGGACCGGUUUACAAGGGUAAAUUUUUGGGAGGACAAGAAAUUGCGGUGAAGAGGCUUUCAAGUGCUUCAGGGCAAGGCUUGGAGGAAUUUAAGAAUGAGGUUAUGUUGAUUGCAAAACUUCAGCAUCGUAAUCUUGUUAAACUUUUGGGCUAUUGCAUCAAAGGCGAUGAAAAGAUUUUACUCUAUGAGUAUAUGCCCAACAAAAGCUUAGACAAUUUCAUAUUUGAUCGAACACUGUGCUUAACAUUGAAGUGGGAGAAACGCUUUGAUAUCAUUUUGGGAAUUGCUCGAGGGCUUCUAUAUCUUCAUCAAGACUCUAGGUUGAGGAUCAUACAUAGGGAUUUGAAAACAAGCAACAUUCUAUUGGACGAGGAGAUGAACCCCAAGAUUUCAGACUUUGGCCUCGCAAGGAUCUUUGGAGGCAAGCAAACAGAGGCAGCUACCAAUAAAGUAGUUGGAACCUAUGGUUAUAUGGCCCCAGAGUAUGCAUUGGAUGGGUUUUUCUCUAUCAAGUCAGAUGUCUUUAGUUUCGGAGUUGUAUUGCUUGAGAUUAUCAGUGGUAAAAAGAACACAAGAUUUUGUUUGUCGGAGCAAACUUUAAGCCUUUUAGGCUAUGCAUGGCGAAUAUGGAUAGAAGAAAGGGCACUAGAUUUGGUUGAUCACACACUAAGAAAAUCAUGCAAUAUAGGUGAAGUUUUGAAGUGCAUAAAUGUUGGAUUAUUAUGCGUACAAGAAGAUCCGAGUGAUCGACCAACCAUGUCAGCGGUGGUUGUCAUGCUUGGUGGUGAAACAAUCACUCUUCCAAGUCCGAAACAACCAGCCUUUGUUCUUAUGAGAGAUUUUUCUAGUGUUGAUUCUUCUUCAAGUAAACCAGAACAAAGUUCAAAAAGUUCGAACAUGGAGCUCACAAUAACUAGAGAAGAAGAUCGAUAAAAGGAGGGUUCUCAUGAGUUCUUUUUACUAACAAUGAAAAAAGUUUCUAGUAUGUCAAAUGUGGGGAUUUGCAAGACAGGACUAUAUUUAUUCUUUUUUUUUUUUGUAAUAUUGAUAUAAUCUUGAUUGACUAGAAAAUUAAGCUAUCUUGUUUA